Molecule: messenger RNA, 2323 nt
Organism: Aureobasidium pullulans EXF-150
Lineage: Eukaryota; Fungi; Ascomycota; Dothideomycetes; Dothideales; Saccotheciaceae
Exons: 3
Coding region: 364-1989 (541 amino acids)
Source: RefSeq, a predicted model, not a curated record
ACAAUAUUCUCCAACAUUGACAACACAGUGUAUUGCUCCAUCUGUGCGGAGAUAAGCGACAACAUGUGCCAUAAGAGAGCUUUGUCCGUUCGAUAUCGUCUUCCCGACCCCGCUGCCGGAGCUGGUAGGGCUGUUAGUCAAGACUCUUUCCUCUCUUCGCUCUUUCGGUUACAUUAAACCCGACCAUACCAAGAUGGCCUAUCAUGGCGUCGUGUCGUAGCUUGGCCGGCAGAAUGCUACGUAGUAGCCACGGCGAUCAUGGCUGCGCCUUGGGGUAGACAUUGGCUCUGGCAAAGUGUACAGUACAAAGGACAUGGCGAUGUCCAACUUCCAACAACUUCACAUUGACAUCCCAACAUCACGAUGCGAUACCACGGACGUCUUCUCGCAACACUGGCGGUAUGCGCCGGCCAAGCUUCAUGUUCCUACGUACAGUCGCUCUCGUCCAAUGCACAAGGCGUGCUCAAUGAGUCGAUGAGCUGGAUGGACGGCUUCUACGACACUGACGCCGGGUACCUCUACAGUCUGGAUGCCUCGGCCGCCCUUCGACACGACACGCGCAGCUCAGCUUGGUAUGCCAUUGGCUUGUUGGCAAGAAACGAGGGAGAUGAUGUCGCCAAUGCGGAGAAGAUUCUGACAGCAAUUGUGGACGGGCAAUACAAGGACCCUGCGGAGCAAUGGUUCGGCGAUUACCAGAAGGAGCCUGAGGAGCCGUACGUUGGUACAGAAGCAUAUCCAGCGGACAUAUACGACUCAUGGGACCCCAACUGGCGAGGAUUCAUUGGCACCACUUUUAUCAUCGGCCUCGAAGAGUUCCCGCAUCUGCUCAGCAAGAACGUCACUGACCUUAUACUUGGGUCUCUGCACAACUCAACUGUUGGCGACUCAUACCGUGUCGGAGGUGUCGAUGAUGACAAUCUGUAUCCUGCUUACAGCAAUCCUUCAAUCAUGCGUGCUUUCGUAUCAGGCUGGACUGGCCGACGCCUUAACGACUCCAAUUUCACUAUGGCCGGCGAGCAGUAUGCACAAGAGAUUGUGGAUCUGUUCACCCGAGCCGACACCUUGUCAGAAUUUAAUAGCGGAACAUAUACCGGCGUUUCCCUAUUCGGUCUUACACUCUGGGCCAAGUAUCUACCUGCGGACUCAAUCAUGACUCAGUACGGUGAGCGUAUGAUAAAGGCCACAUGGGAGGCUGUCGGUCAACUAUGGCAUCCUGAGCUCAGAAAUAUGGCUGGCCCUUGGGAUCGCUCCUAUGGCUUUGACAUGAACAGAUACUUCAGUCUCAUGGCUCUCUGGUUUUGGAUAAUAAUGGGAAAAGAAAAGUCUUCUUUGAUCUCACGUCCACAGAUCAUGUCCCAUAGUGCCGACUUUGCAUAUGGUCCUCUUUUUGCUGUUCUCGGAGAGUUUCAGGCUUCGUUGGUUCCCGGAGAUGUUUUGAAUGCCUUGCAGGAGUUCCGUGGCGAGCACAUUUUCAACUCUUCUACCUUCUCGCCUCCAUUCGAUACCUAUCCUCGCAACAUCACCACCUGGCUAGCUUCUAAUAUUUCGAUUGGUGCUGAGACGUUUGACGAGAAUGUCAUUGGCGGACCGGCCAUCAAUCCCAGCACAUUCAAUCCCGCCGUCAUUCAGUGGAACACUGGCAAAGGAGUCGGAUUUAUCACGCUCCAUGCAAGUGAAAACGCAACCACAGCCGCAGUUUCUCCUGGCCAUCUCGAGUUAUCAUACCCAUACGGUAACAGCUCCUCGAUCUUCAGCUUCCUCGUUUCGACCUUUGCCGGGAAAAGAGACGUUACUAGCUGGGCUGAUGUGCAAGGAGCGAAUGUCAGUAUCUCGACGAACGCGAAUGUAUCAUACUCUGUCACGUUCGCGGGUGCCUAUGGUGGUCAAGACGAAGUCAUCAACGACUUUGAGUUUUGGAACUUUACGUACAGCAUGCCUGCCAACUUCUCAGGUGUGCCAAAGGUGGAAUUGGAUAUUAAGCUAUGGUAACAGUGCUUAAAAGUGUAUCUAGGUCGCCAUGGGUCCAAUGAUUGUUGUUUCGAGCUGAAUUCGACUCAGCCUCCCAUCAGCCAACAGACCUUUGUAUUCAUUAUCAACGGGCAGGAUGACAGCGAUGCUGGCCGAAUCCAGUAAAGAGGGCAAGGGUUCAGCCGCUUUCAAUGCCGUCAACUCAACUAUCCGAAAACAUCUUCCGUGUUGACAAGCAUUCCAAAAUGUUGCAAGAGAGGGAAGUCAUUUGUUGAGCAUUGAUCGUGGUAGUACUUGGGUCGACAUCCGAAUGUAUCACUAGAUAGAUCCCGCACUCUAGAUGUUCAAUCAAGCA